UUAGUUGCGGUCAAUUCAAUAACAGCACAACUGAGCAAUAACUUGACCGGCGCCUCAACCACGGGAAGCCCGUCCACACCAACAUCCAUCUCAACCACGGGAAGCCCGUCCACACCAACAUCCAUCUCAACCACAGCAGCCGCAGCCACUACUGGAGCUCCGGCUCAGACGGCACAGACAUCAACGCCCACAGCAGCAACACCUCCACCACCGGCACUGUCGGCUAACGUCACCAAGAAGUUCAUAGACUUCGAAGCGGCCAAAAAUGAUAUUAUUAGGAAUAUUAAGGCCCAGUACGCGAUCCUCCAUAACCUGACGACCGAGUUCAAAUCUGUUUUUAAGAAUGAGACGGCAUAUGCUGAGGGCGCCUACAAGAACCUCACCAACAAUAUCGGCUAUUAUUUCUCAGAUCCCGACGACUCAGAGACCAAUGAAUUGGACCGCUCUUUGAACCGAUUCUACCCAUUCGGCGGACCAGAGAGUGAUUACAUCGACACCAUUGAGAAGAUGAACGAGUAUUGCAGUAAAGUGGACUCCCGUUUGGACGCAUUGAAGUCAUGGAUUAGACGUAAAUACAGUAAAGUGGACUCCCGUUUGGACGCAUUGAAGUCAUGGAUUAGACGUAAAUACAGGUAUAAUAUGGCGGUUCAGGUGUCGUUGAACUUAAUUCUGGGCACAAUUCACGAGAAGAAUGAGUACUUCUGUAACGCAACCGCACAUAAAGAGGACUAUAUUAAUAGUAUGAAGAAAGUGAGGGAAAGCGCCCCUAAACUCAUCCCAUAUAAAGAGAAACUGCUGGACACCGCUGUCUUCAUACAGAACUCCACCUUUCAAUUGCCUAAAAUCGGAAGACUUUGUUGUGCAUUUUGGGACUUCUAUAGAGGCAUCAAGAAUGAGGUGAAGAGUAGCCAAGGCGUCGAUUUUGCGGUUGACAUGACAUACGACUACUUUGCCGGCGCAUCCAAAUAUAUCUGCUUUUUGUAUCCGUACGGAUCAGAGCUCUGUAAGGAGGAGGAGAAGGCGCCCAAAAUGGCUCACAAACACCAGUCCCUUGUCUUGGAGACACUGUUGACAUUGGGAGAGAUCGCCACUCCGUAG
Messenger RNA from Oppiella nova, 1098 nucleotides. NCBI's taxonomy places the organism in Eukaryota, Metazoa, Arthropoda, Arachnida, Sarcoptiformes, Oppiidae. The record is from the annotation of a GenBank genome assembly.